Funneliformis caledonium is the source of this 3999-nucleotide messenger RNA. The record is from the annotation of a GenBank genome assembly. NCBI's taxonomy places the organism in Eukaryota, Fungi, Glomeromycota, Glomeromycetes, Glomerales, Glomeraceae.
AUGUCGAGCGAAACGAAUAGUGACCUUACUGUUGCGGGGUCUUCCUCUGGUGAAACGUUAUCUAUUACCUCUGUCGUUACUACUUCCGCAGAUAACACCAUGUUGGAAGAUACUGCUGAAAAACAAGCACGUAAGAAGCAAAGCAGACAAAGCUGGAAAGGCUCAUCUAAGGGCGACGGUAAUUAUACUAAAGGAAAUAAAACUGCCGCCGUCGUAGAAGACAAUAAUUGGAACGACAAUAGUGAUGAAAGGAAGAAAAAAGAAAAGAAGACGAGUAAAAAUCGUAACCUCUCAGCUGAUGGGACCGAUCAACCUAAAAACAAAGAUGAUGUGUUGGACUUAAAUGACAACAAGCAAUCUGUUGCCCAACACCAACGUAGAAAGUCAACGGCUAACACUCUUGAUAUCCCAAAUAAAAACAAAAAUUCUAACAACAACCUCAACAAAUCAUCUCAUCGUCGUGGUACUUCUAUGGCUAAUGUUGCGGAAAUCCAAAGUGCUUCCUCAAAAAAUGCUGCCGGGAAAUCUAGGGGUAGUAAAGAUGACUCUGAAAACAAGUCUGAUGCCCUUGAAUCUCUACAACAAAUUAUUGCUAGUCUCAAAAAUUUGCCAGUCGUUCCUCCUAAACCUCAAAAAUCAGAUAAAAAAGAUGAAGAAAGCCAAACUGAACCUACGUCAAAACAUAAACGAGGAGAAUCAAGCAUUAGUUCUGGAAAACGUCCUUCCGCUGCAAAGCAGCACAAGAAAAAUGCAUCCGUUUCAUUUUCUUUUCCUUUGACUUCUUCGGCGGUUACCAGUUCAUUGAAAGGCAUUCCUGACUCAGAAGAUGGUAAGCCAAUGGAUAUUGAAAAUGCGUUACAAGAUACUAUUUCUUCUUUGAGACGUAUGAGUUUGGACAAAGAUUCACCGAAAUCGCCCUUUGAUUUCAAGAAAAAUGAAGAGCAACAACAGUCGGCUGUUAAAAAAUCUCAUCGUCGUCAUCAAUCACUUGGUCACACGUUGUCUGUUGCUUCAACUUCUGCAUCUGUUGUAAAACCUAAUAUUCCGACACAUACUCGACGACAUAGUGUUGCUCUUAAUGGAAGCAAAGAUGUUCUUAAAGAACUUGAGAAAAAUCAAGGCAGACAAUCCGGAACAGAUGCUAAAGGUGGUCAUCGUCGAAGUAACUCUAGAAACUUUGAUGGUAACUGGCGAUCAACUGCCUCACCCCUUUCUGCCUUAGCUCAACCUUUUCAACCAUUUCCACCUAAAUACGGCAUGAUAAAGAAGCAACAACAAAAUCAACAGAAUUCCAACAAUCAACAGCAAAGAAAAUCACUUUUUGCUCCUUAUCUUCCUCAAGCAAAUCUUCCUCCACUUCUCAAACAAGGCCAACUAGUAUCUGGUGUUUUACGUAUCAAUAAACGCAAUCGAUCCGAUGCCUACGUAACUACAGAAUCUCUCGACGCUGAUAUUUAUAUUUGUGGAUCCAAGGAUAGGAAUCGAGCUCUUGAAGGUGAUGUAGUAGCUGUAGAAUUAUUAGAUCCAGAAAAAAAAAAAGUUGAUAAAAAGAAAGAUGAUGUCGAAGUCGAAGGGCAAGGAUUGAUGUUAUUUGAAGAUGAUGAUAUCGUUACAGACGAUCAAAGACCUAAAUACUGUGGUCAUGUUGUAGCUGUUAUGGAAAGAAUGCCUGGACAACUUUUUUCUGGAACGCUUGCUCUUCUUAGGCCUUCUUCCACCGCGACCAAAGAAAGAGAAGCUGCCGAAAAGGCUCGUCGUGAAGCAGAAGAUCGGGCUGCUGGUAUUGAACCAAAAGUUGAAGAACCAAGAGAUGAUAGGAAAGACGAAAGAAAUGAACGUCCAAAGAUCGUUUGGUUUAAACCGACCGAUAAACGCGUUCCUUUGAUUGCUAUUCCUACAGAGCAAGCUCCAACUGAUUUUGUCGAAAAUCAUCAAUCGUAUGCUCAGCAAUUGUUUGUUGCGUGUAUUAAACGUUGGCCUAUCACUUCCCUUCAUCCUUUCGGUACUUUAGUCACUCAAAUUGGUGAGAUUGGAGAUAUAGAUGUUGAAACCGAAGCUCUUCUUAGAGAUAAUAAUGUAUCUUCAGAGGAAUUUAAUGAAGUUGUAACGAAAUGCCUUCCUUCGAUGCCAUGGACCAUUCCUGAAAAAGAAAUUGACAAUCGUCGUGACUUACGUUCUACUAGAAUUUUCACCAUUGAUCCUUCUACAGCCAAGGAUCUUGAUGAUGCUGUCUCUUGUUCUCGGUUACCUGAUGGUAAUUAUGAAAUAGGAGUUCACAUUGCAGAUACUAGCUAUUUUGUGAAACCAAAUACUCCUCUAGAUAGAGAUGCUCGUAAGAGAGCUACUACUGUAUAUUUAGUACAAAAAUCUGUUCCGAUGCUCCCACCAUUACUUUGUGAAGAAUUAUGCAGUUUGAAUCCUGGUGUAGAAAGACUUGCAUUUUCUGUAAUUUGGAAAAUGACACCCGAAGGGAAGUCUAUAGAGACAUGGUAUGGUCGAACUGUUAUCAGAACAUGCGCUAAAUUGUCAUACGAAAAUGCUCAGGAAGUGAUUGACGGAAAAACCCUAAAUGAAGAGGUCAAAAUAUUUAAUGAAUAUAAUUCUAAAGAGGUAGAAGCUGAUAUCAAAUUACUACAUGAGUUGUCUCAACGUCUUCGUGAGCAACGUUAUAAACGUGGUGCCUUGUCUUUGGGUUCAAUCAAGCUCAAUUUUGAACUUGAUGAGUAUAAUAAUCCAAUCGAAUGCUUUGUCUAUGAAUAUAAAGAUGCUAACCGCCUUAUUGAAGAAUUCAUGUUACUUGCAAACAUGAGCGUCGCACAAAAAAUUUCUAGUGCUUUUCCAGAACAAGCUUUGUUAAGACGCCAUGCUUCUCCUAUUGAGCGCAGACUUAAUUAUUUCGUUGAGCAUGCUAGUAGAUUAGGAUAUGAUUUUGAUGUUUCAACUGCUGGAGCAUUGCAAAGGUCUUUUAACACUAUAUACGAUAACAGUGUUAGAGAAGUUUUAAGACUCCUCGCCAUUAAACCAAUGCAAAGAGCAAAAUAUUUCUGUACUGGUACUUUGGAUAUCGCCAAAUAUCAUCAUUACGCUUUAAAUGUACCUCUCUAUACUCACUUUACAUCUCCCAUUCGUCGAUACGCUGAUAUUCUUGUUCAUCGUAUGCUUGACGCUGCUUUAUCGGGUGAGAAACGAUUCUACCUUGAUAAAGACACCGUUCAAAAGACAGCUAAUCAUUGUAAUGUUAAGAAAGAAGCUGCAAAGAAUGCUCAGGAACAAAGUAGUCAUCUCUUCCUUUGUGUUCUUCUUCAUAAUUUGUCGGUACAAUCUGGUCCUGUCAUUCGCGAAGCAGUCGUUGUUGGCGUUAAAGAUCAUGCUUUUGAUGUUUUAGUCCCAGCUUUUGGCAUUGAAAAACGUGUUCACUUGGACCAGUUACCUUUAGAAAAAUUUAUUUUUGAUGAUGAGACUGGUGAUCUCACUUUACGUUGGAAACCUGGUGUCAGUUCUCUUGAACCAAUCCUUUAUGAUGAAGGUUUCGCAGAGGAUGACGAUGAUGUUUUAGAUGUAGACGAAGACGCUUUGCUUGCUGAAGAUUAUCAUUAUGAAUUAAUGGAUGUAACUAGUCGUCCUUUUGAGGAUGAGAAUAGAUUAUUUGAUGUUAGCUCUGAUAUUGGUGAAGAUGAUAUCGAUGAUGAGAAUCUUGUAAACGGUGAAGACGCUGAAAUCAAUCAAGAUGCUUUUACUAUAGUUCCGCCUGUUUCUACUUAUGAACUUCAAAAAGUAGAUAGUUCAGUUUCAGAGACAUUUGACCAAUCACUUACCACUAAAACAACGACUCCACUUAUCAAAGUAACAGAGUUACCUCAAUUGCCAAUAGAUUCUGAUCCUGAGAUUCCUAACUCUCAGAUAAUUAGAGAGCUUUGUUAUCUUCAAGUUGUUAUCACUGCGGAUUGCAAAAAAAGUCCGCCGGUUAUCAAAGUUUUGGCCGUUAAUCCUUAUGCGUAA